This is a messenger RNA of Myzus persicae (green peach aphid), 5704 nucleotides long. RefSeq lists its product as uncharacterized. The record is from RefSeq and is a predicted model, not a curated record. The transcript is spliced from 21 exons. Lineage: Eukaryota; Metazoa; Arthropoda; Insecta; Hemiptera; Aphididae. Gene Ontology annotation, cellular component: centrosome. The coding region runs from base 225 to 5627 and encodes 1800 amino acids. Gene Ontology annotation, biological process: microtubule anchoring. Gene Ontology annotation, molecular function: microtubule binding.
UUUGUUAUGUUAUGAUAUUUUGUAACAGAAAAUGGAAAAAAUUAAAAAUUAGUCUAAUAUAUUUCAUCAUACGUUGUUAUUUACCUUAUUAUAAUGUAUUUAUUAUGUAUGUUCAAUAAAUAAACUAAACAUGCCAUAAAUUCAAUGAUGUUUGAUUUAAUUAAUCAUACACUACAAAAUUCUCAUCACCUACGAUUACAUUAUAUACACUGGAACUGUAGAAGAUGUCUACUCACAAAAAUAUUGGUUUAAAUAUACAAGAAAAUAGUCCUAAUAAACUAAAGAAACCCAAAAACAUGGUUCAUACUUCAGAAGCCAUAAUAAUAGGAGAUACGUGUAAGCAAAAAUGUAGACCAAAUUUACCUACAGUUAAGGAUACAAUUCAAAUUUUAAAUAAUGCAAUUAUUAGACCACCAAUUCCUUCGAUCAAUGAAACUGUUCUGCUUAAUAAACAAUGUAUACUUCCAAAAAAUAAACCAACUAAAGUUGAUAAAAUAAUAUUAAACAAUUGUGCUGAAGAGCAAAAAACUGAAAAAAAUACCAAAGCUACAGAAACAAAAUUAUAUAUUGAAAAGAAAAAAAAAGAAAGAACUUCAAAAUGUAAAUUAGAUUUAUUAGAGAAAAAAAAGUUGGCAGAAGAACGAAAAAAAAAAUUAGAUGAGUUACAAAAAACUACAAGAGAACUAGCUAUAGCUUCUAAAAAGCAAAAGGCUAUCAAUGUUCAAGACAAAUGUAAAAUUGAUAUAAGUUUACCGACUGAAUCAAAUGAACCUAAAGUAGAUCAAACAUGGUCACCUCCACCUAAAGUUAAAAGUGUUAGAAAACCUCUAGAAGCUCUUAGAAAUGUUCAAAAAAUUGGUAUUAACUUACUAACUGAAUCAAACGAAUCUAAAAUGGAUCAAACUUGGUCACCUCCCCCUAAAGUUAAAAAUUGUAAAAAACCACUGGAAGCUCAUAAAAAUGUGCAAAAAAAAUCAAUAAAAGAUUUUAAAAUUACAGAUGAAUAUUCAAAUGAUACAAAAGAUGUUAUAAGUGCAUGUGAAUUUUCAAAAAUGUCAAAAAUACCAAGUACAAUUUCAACAACAAAAUUAAUAGACUCAAAACCUAAAAUACGUGAUGUUACCAAACCUGAAAAUUUAUUUUCUAAAUUAAAAUUCAAUGAUGAUUAUCAAUUAUUUGGUAAGAAUUUAUGUGAUAUUUCAAUGCCUAAAGCAAAUGACAUUGAUACAUCUUCCAUUCAAAAAUGUAAUAAUGAUGUGACCUUGUUAAAUGGAUCGUGCCAUGAUAACGAAAAACAAAAAAGUGAUAGUGCUCAUUUGAAUAGAGAGGAAUUGACUAUGCCUGAUAUUAAUUUGAGUAUUAAGUCUUUGGAUAAUUUAAAUAAUUGUACUAAAUCACACACAGGCUUGCAAUUGCCUAUUAAAUCGCAUGAGGAAAUUAUGAAAAGUAUUGACAAUCUAGAAGAGCUUCAAGAAUUAUUAUUUGAUCAGUGUUUGCCAGUUAAAAAUUGUUAUACAGAAUCAACCCAAACUGAGAAUUUCAAUAAUAUGUUAUCAUUGUCAACUUUAAAAUCUCCUCCACCUCCAAUGAGUUUUAUUUCAGUAUUAAAAUGUAAACAUAAUUUACAACAAUCAGAAAAAAAUAAUUCGGAAUUCUAUGAACCUGCUGCUAAUUUAAAUAUGAAUAAACACACAAUAACAAAUAAUUUAUAUUCUAAUAAAACUAAUAAUGUUGAAUUUACUGAAUUUAAUAAACCAGAUGUGAAUAUUUGUAAUGAAGAGGUAAAUUUACCAAAUGUUAAUGAUAUUGAAACAAAAAACUGUUUAGAUAGCUAUAAACCUUUAUUAAUUGAUGAACCAAUUAAAUUAAAGCCUAAUAACUUAUCUUCAAUUGAAAUUAUUGAAAAUAAUAAUUGUGAAGAAAAAAUAAAUAUUGUAAAUAAUGACAAACUAUUUACUAAAUGUAAUAUAAUAACUGAUGAAGAUAUUAAAAAAGUCUUAAAAAAUCUUAAUUACGAAUUUGAUUUGUUGACAAAAAAUAAUUAUUAUAAUUCAAAUAAUUUAUGUAACACUUACAUAAAUUUAAAGUUUGAUGAAAAUAAUUCAAAUAAUAGAUCAUCACAUAGUUUUCCUGAAAUCCAUGAUGAAUUUCAAGCAGAACUUGAUACACUCGACCAAUUAAAUGACUCUUUAUGUCAUAUCGAAAGGAUGAGCUGCGACAUGUCAAUUAAAUCUAACGAACAAUCUAUUGAACUGAAUGAUCACUGUAAUUCUAAUAAUGAUAAUGAUGUUCCUACACCAUUUUCCAAACUAAAUGCUUUGUCAUCAAAUAUGAUUUGUGUAGAUAAAACAAUAACUGGCUUUUCUAUUCAAAUGUUUGAACAAUUAAUUAAAGAUGAAGAACUCCGGGCAAAACAACACCGUACCAUACUUAGUUUAAGGGAAAAAUCUUUAACUAAUCGUUUGAAGUGGGAAAUUACUAUGUAUGACCUUCAAGUGAAGAAUUUAAAAAACAAACUUGGUCAUGAAAAACAAUUUCAGUUGUUCAAACAAAAACAAAGAGGUAGUGUGAAAAAGUUGGAAAAUUCCUUGUCUCAAAUAAAACGACUUGGUAGAGUAAUAGAUUCAGUGUAUAAGCAACGCUUUAUAAUGUUUAAUGAACAUUUACAACAUUUAAGAAACCAAUCAUCUUCUAAAAAAGUUAUACGAAAACUAAAAAGCCUAGAGCAAUUUCCAAAGAUAGAAGAACAUGCUUGUCAGUCACUUAAUUCUCAUAUUUUUAAAAAAAUUAUUAAGCCUGACUAUUUCGAUAGUAAUGAUAGUGAACAUGAUAAGAUUAAUCCGAUUGAAUCAAAAAAUAAUACAUCGCCAAUGGUGUUUGAAUCGGAAAAAUCUAAAAUCAUUUUGCGAAACCAAGCAACUUCUCCUAUUAGUAUUGAAACAAAUAUUUUCAAUCAAGUUCAAAAUGUCGAAGUUCAAACAGAUGUUAAAUGUUCUUCACAGUCUGUCAUUAAUAAAUCUAUACAAACUUCUAAAACAAAAUGUAAACACACAACUAAUGAAAAUAUAAAAUCAUUUAAUCCAAUUGAUUUUUCUUAUAAAAAUGAUGAAAUGUUUGAUGCAAUUAAAACCAAGGAUAAAAGAUCAUUGUCACCAAUUUUACCUACAAGUCCUGUUAAACUGAGAAAAUAUCUUACGGAGACAUCGUUUAGUACAAAUUCAGAACAGAGUGACCUGGAUACACGGAUAAUGUCUUUACAAGAACAACUUGAAGAUAGAAAAUUAGAAACUUUUAGAUUGAAAAAAGAACAAAAAAAACUUAAAUUAGAAAAUCUUAAGGCUAAAGAGCAAGAUCUUUUGAAACAGAUAAAUUUAUAUGACAAGAAAAUUGAAGAAUCGAGAAAAAGUUUGAUGGUUGAAAUAAAGAAAAAAAAUAUGUAUGUUUCAAAAUCUUCAACAAAAAACGAUUCUUCUUCUUCGACAAAUUCUAGUUCUUCUGUUCUUCAAAAUAUUAUUAACUAUAAGAAUGAUCAUAGUCAGCAUAUAGACGAAUCAGAUAGAAUAAUACGGACAGAUGGAAAUAAAUAUUUCUAUCCAGUCGCUACCGAUAAGGAAUGUGAUCAUAGUGUAUUAUCUGUAGAUAAACCAAUAAAUGACUUUCAAAAAAAAAAUGUUUAUAAAUCCAAGGAAAAUUGCGAUAUGCAUACAAUUAAUUUUGAUUCAAAUAUUGAUAAUUAUAAUUGUAUAGAACAAUCACUUCAAUCUUUAGAAACAAUUCCAGUUUGUGAAGAUGUACAAUUACAUGAAAAGCACAUUGCAAAAGAAGUAAAUGAUUCAAACAAACCUCAUGAAAUUGAAACUGAAGUAAAUAUUCCUUUUAAAUUUCUACCACAGAAGACUUUAGACAUUCAUAAAUUAAAUGAUCUAAAAGUAAAUUUAAGGGAAGAAACUAAUUCAUGUGAAGUAAAUGAAACAAUUGACAAUGAUAUAAAUUUAGAUAUUUCUUUAUGCAAGUUUUCUAUUCCAAAUAAUAUUGUAUCAGAAACUUCCAAUAACCAAGAAUUACAUAUAGAAACAGAUAAUAAAAAGUCACUGAUUAUUCAUGACAAUAUUAACCGCUCCAAUACAAGUUCAUCUAAUAGUAGUGCUAUUCAUAACAAUCUCAUUAUAAAUGUAAAUGAUACUGAUGUAUGUGAAAUGCAAAAAAACAUUGUCAGUCAAUUUGAGGAACAUAAUUAUAAAAUGGGAUCAGAUGAUAUUUAUAGUCCAGAUUUUACAUCAGAUGAGUAUACAUCAGAAUUUCAACGGUCAUUUCAAUCUAAUAAAAAUGAUAAUAUAAUAGAAUCAAAUGACAGUGAACAAAGUAAUGAAACUUCUUAUGAAGAAGACAGAAGUGAAGGAGAAAUAAUAUUUGAGGAUAAAACAUUUAUUGAACCGUAUUCAGAUGAUCAUGGUGAUUUUGUUCAAAAUGAGAAUUCUUCUAAUGACCAAGUUCAUGUUAUUACUACCAACAUUUUUAACUGUCUUCUGAAAGAUGCAAAAAAAUCAUUAAAAUCUAACAUGCGUAAAUCAUUAUUUUCUUCAGAGAAAAAUUAUCUUGAUAAUUUAACUGAAGAAACUCCAUUGUUGUUAAUCUUAAAACGGGAAGAAGAGAAUCAAAAUCGGAUUAUUCUCUCGGAGCAAGCUUCAAUUAUUUCAGAUGCACUUUUUAAGCAUCAUUUACAACCUCUUAUUUCUGAAACUCUUCAAAUGUAUUUACCUAGAUUGAAUGAAAUGGAAAUGGAAAAAUUAACAGUAUAUUUAAAGUGGUCUUCUACUAAAAGAAAAAAAUUGAAGUUAUCAGAAUGUUUAAUUUUUCAGCAUAAAAUUGAUGUUGACAAUGAAAAUUCAUUUGAAAUGUUUUAUCAGAAGUAUCUAGAUCAGAAAAAAUCCCCGACUUUGCAAGAUAAAAGUAACAAUGUUAUGCUCAACCAUACGCAACAAGAAGCAGAAAAAUUAAAACUAGAACAAAUUCGCAUUGAAGAAGAAAUUGAACGUCUUCGCAUGUCGGAAGAAGUACAAUUUUUUUUAAGAGAAAUACCUAAUAAGCCCCCGCCCCCUUAUAAAAGUCCUACUAAAAACAAAGCCCUUAUUGACGUACCUUAUACAUCUGAUGAAGUGCACAAAAUGGUUUUGACAGCUGCUAAUCAAGUAUUCAAUGGUUCUCAAAGUGCAUUAUUGAACAACUAUAUUAUAGAUUCAGAUUCAAUUGUACAUGCUGAUUAUAAAACAUUGAUUUUUGAUUACUGUAAAGAAAUUGCACAAGACUUAUUUAUUGACAAAACAUAUUUACCCUUAUGGAAGAGAUCUAUAAAAAGCUUGAAACAAUUUAAGGCCAGGCCAAAAAACCCUAAAGAUUUAAGCGAUGUAGUAAUAAAAAAAAUGAAUCAGAUUAUUGACAUAGACGAGUGUGAAGAGAAAGUAAAUAAAUUUGUUGUGAAACAAAUGCAUGAAGAAGAUAGUAAAUGGACUGAUUUUCAAAUGGAUGAAUUAGAAAUACAAAAUGAUAUUGUUGAAAAUUUGAUGAAAAAAUUGGUUCGCGAUACUAUCACAAAUACCAAAACAAAUUUUUAUUUGAAAUUUAUCUAAGAAAAGUAUUCCUUACCUUCAUUAAUUUUAUAUUAUGUAUAUUAACCACUUGUAUGUAUAUUGUUUUAUAUAUUAUU